UCAUGCACAAAUCUCCCUCUUUCAAUUCACCAUGGCCAAGCCCAUCCAGAUUUCAUUUCUCCUCCUUUCUUGCUUUGUGUUAACAACCACCGCCACCACCUACAUGAUCGGUGACACUUCCGGCUGGGACAUAAGCACCAAUCUCGAUUCAUGGGCAGCCGAUAAGACAUUCAAGGUUGGAGAUGUUCUCGUGUUCCAGGAUUUAUCAUCUGACAAUAUCUGCGAAGUUACCAAAGAAAACUUUCGGACAUGCAACACAACGAAUGUUAUCAGCAGGUACUCUAACGGGAACACAACGAUUAACCUGACGCAACCCGGAAUGAGAUAUUUCAUCGACGGUAACCAGAUGUAUUGUUUGGGAGGGCUGAAGCUACAGGUUAAUGUAGAAGGCGACACGGCCUCUUCACCGGUUGGAGCGCCUCAGGCGCAGCCUGGAGCCACUCAGGUGCAGCCUGGAGCCACUCACGUGCAGCCUGGAGCCAGCCUUCCGACGCCUAAUUCCAAGAGCGGUAAUCCUGUUUCUACUUCGGAUGGGGGAAUUAUGUUGAGAGGAUGGGAGUCUCUUGCAGUGGUCUUGGUGGGUGUGGUGGUUACGGUGUGGCAUUUUGUGUAAAUUUGAGUGUGUUGUUUAGCAAAUGCAUGUGUUUUGAUCUGUAUCAAAUCAAAUUUGAGUGUGUUGUUUAGCAAAUGCCUGUGUUUUGAUCUGUAUCAAAUCAAAUUUGAGUGUGUUCUUGUUUCUUUGGGAAGAAAAGUACAAUUGUUGAGACCCCUUAGCAAUUUCAUGCUUUUGUUGUGUAUGUGUUUUGGACCUAAUUUUCCUUUCAUAAGGAACAAAUGAUAAGAUAGUUU
Messenger RNA from Rubroshorea leprosula, 849 nucleotides. The record is from the annotation of a GenBank genome assembly. NCBI's taxonomy places the organism in Eukaryota, Viridiplantae, Streptophyta, Magnoliopsida, Malvales, Dipterocarpaceae.